This is a messenger RNA of Elaeis guineensis (African oil palm), 3564 nucleotides long. Its product is annotated as calmodulin-binding transcription activator 4. Gene Ontology annotation, molecular function: transcription coregulator activity; double-stranded DNA binding; protein binding. Lineage: Eukaryota; Viridiplantae; Streptophyta; Magnoliopsida; Arecales; Arecaceae. The record is from RefSeq and is a predicted model, not a curated record. Gene Ontology annotation, cellular component: nucleus. Gene Ontology annotation, biological process: regulation of transcription by RNA polymerase II.
UCCGGUCUCGGCAACUCCCGCGUUGACCACUGGUCUUGAUUCCCGUCUCUGUGUCUCCUCUCGGCUUUCAUCUCUUUCCUGGUUCCUUCCCUUCUCGAUAUCUUUGAGGGCUUCAAAUUUGAUACUUCUGCACUCAAUUCGAGCUCGACUGCCGCUUCUUUCAGGACUGUUUCUGUGGACCGAUCGCGAUGCAGGAAGGUUUUGAUAUUAAUAAGCUGUGCAAAGAUGCUCAGACACGUUGGUUGAAGCCAGUAGAAGUUCUUUUUAUCUUACACAAUCAUGAAAGUUUUCAACUCUCCAAUAAGCCUCCUGAUAAGCCACCUAGUGGUUCUUUGUUACUUUUCAAUCGAAGGGUGCUACGCAAUUACCGUAAUGAUGGAUAUUUGUGGCGGAAAAAGAACAAUGGAAGGACCCUUGCAGAAUCACAUGAGCAUCUUAAGCAUCAGUUAACAUGGCUAGGUUGGGGCUGCUGAAGUACUGUCUUGCUAUUAUGCUCGUGGGGAGCAAAAUCCUUGUUUUCAGAGGCGUAUUUAUUGGAUGUUGGACCCGGCCAAUGAGCACAUUGUUUUUGUCCAUUAUAGAGACGUGGCAGAGGGAAGAUUUGUUCCUGAACCAAUUUUCAGCGUCUCAACUGAAUCUCCUUCAACUUUCAAUCAGACCAACAGCAUUACUGAUGCUCAAGUUCAAGGCUUCCCCACUCAAAUUAAUGAAUUAAAUGAACAGUGCCAGAACCCGUGCAGCUCGGUUUCAGUGGAAGAAGCUAGUUCUGAGUUUGUUACAGGAAAAACUGAGAAGCCCCUCUUGAUUAAAAUGGAUACAUCAGAAACUUAUAACCAGCCAUUGCUGCCAGAGGUCAAUCAUGCAUUACGGAAGCUUGAAGAGCAGUUAAGUUUGGAUGAUGAUGAUGAUGGUAAUGGUUACAUCUAUUCUGAGGAGAAGUUGCAUCCUAGCUGCAAUCAGAAUGAGAAAUCAGAAGAUUUAGGAAUUCUGAACCAUGAAACAAGGGACUUCGUACAGGAAACACUCGACAGUCUACUUGAUCAAUUGAAACAUGAGGCAAAUGAUCAUGUGGAAGAGGGUGGACAGCAAGAUGGUUCUCACGCUCUCCAGAUGGUAAAGAGUCCAGAAUUUUCAAGAUGGUCUCACGGAUCUCAUUCCCUGAUAAAUUCUACCUCUACGAUAAACUCUUGUGGAGCUCUCUCUGGAUUGCUGACUCCUGGAAAUGAUAAUAACACUCAUGGGCUGGAGACAGUGCUAUUAACUGGAAAUAGUGUAUGUUCUUCUUCUGGAGCAGAUUUUGGUUUGCCAGUAGCACAAAAACCAUGGUUUAACAUAUGUGAAAUCUCUCCAGAAUGGGCAUUUUCUUUUGAAAGAACAAAGGUUAUCAUUACUGGACACUUUCUUUGCAAUCCUCCAGGGCACUCAUGGGCCAUAUUAUUUGGGGAUGCUGAAGUUCCACUGGAAAUUGUUCAGGAAGGUGUCUUCCGUUGUCUGGCUCCCAAACAUGAUCCUGGAAAAGUCAAAUUGCGCAUUACAUCUGGAAAUGGAGAACCCUGUAGUGAUGUACGAGAAUUUGAAUUUCGUGCAAACCCAGGCACCUCAAGUUUCAGUAGCACUUCAAAGCAAGGAUAUGCAGUCAUGGGCACUGAGGAAUUGUUGUUGCUAGUCAGAUUUGUGCAGCUACUUUUAUAUGGACAUGACAGGACAUCUAUUCCUCAAGAAGGUGAUGUUGAAACAUGUAUUGAUCGUUCCAGAAAAUUGAAAAGAAAUGAUGAUCGGUUAGGGGAAAUUGUUGAAGCUCUCCUAGCUGGUAGAGAGACUUCAGCAAACACAAUGGAUUGGAUCUUGCAAGAACUAUUAAAAGAUAAGUUGCAGCAGUGGUUAUUGUCUAAACAUUUGGAAAAUGCUGACCAAACCUGUGUUUUGUCUAAGCAAGAGCAAUGCAUCAUACACAUGAUUUCUGGCUUGGGAUAUGAGUGGGCCUUAAACCCAAUUCUUACUUCUGGCACUGGCAUAAAUUUCCGUGAUACAAAAGGAUGGACUGCACUUCAUUGGGCUGCAUGUUUUGGAAGGGAGAAAAUGGUUGCUGCACUUCUUGCUGCAGGUGCUUCAGCUGGUGCUGUGACAGAUCCCACUCCGCAAGAACCAGCAGGCAAAACACCAGGUUCUCUUGCUGCUGCCAAUGACCACAAAGGCCUUGCUGGAUAUCUUUCAGAAGCUGCACUAACAAAUCAUCUUUUUUCUCUCGCAAUGGGAAAAAGUGAGAUUUCCAAAACCUCUGGUCCCGUGGAGGCAGAUGGAGGUGUUGAGAGCAUAUCGCAGAGAAGUGCCCACUUACAAGGUGGUACGGAAGAUCAACUUUUACUUAAAGAUUCCUUAGCAGCUGUCAGAAAUGCAACUCAAGCUGCGGCACGAAUACAAUCAACCUUCCGUGCUUAUUCUUUCUGGAAGAAACAUCAAAAUGCUGAUCAAGACAAGGAUGGUUUCUCUCCAGAAGAUAUAAAUGGAGUGUUUGUGGCUUUUCGUGGUCUUUGUGAUCGAGCAUUUCAUAAAGCAGCUCUAUCAAUUCAAAAGAACUAUCGUUGUUGGAAGAGACGUAAAGAAUUUGUAACAUUACGUAAACAUGUCAUAAAGAUACAGGCUCGUGUAAGAGCACAUCAGGCAAGAAAGAAGUAUGAGUUGCUUUUGACUGUUGGCAUUCUAGAAAAGAUAAUAUUGCGGUGGUGUAGGAGAAGAGUUGGAUUACGAGGGUUUCGAGCUGACCCAGAAUCAAUCAAUAAAGAGGAAGAAAAUGACAUACUAAAGGUUUUCCGUAAGCAAAAAGUGGAUGCUGCUCUUGAUGAAGCUGUCUCAAGCGUUCUAUCAAUGGUUGACUGCCCUGAAGCACAGCAACAAUACCGCCGAAUGCUUGAAAGUUACAGGCAAGCUAAGGCAGACUUGAGCAAAGUAGAAACAGCAACAUCCAGGGUUUCAGGUGAUUGGGUGUCACGAGAACUUGAAGACUACUUGAAUCAGUUAGGACACGAAUAACAUGCUUUUAGAAUGUAACUAAAUGUCAAGAUUCCAUGAGUACCGCAAAUUACUGGAGACCGAUCACUUCUCUAUCAGUUGACAUAAGAGAAGACAUUGCCUCGAGUCAAACUACCAUCCAUUGGGUUUUCCCAGAACCCAAAAAGGUGACGGUUGGUUUGUCGCAUUCAGCUGCCUGUGCAGGUUCCUCAAGUUGGCGCAACUAUCAACCCUAUACUUGAUUGGUGUAAAAUAAUGUUUAGUUUCUUAUAUCUAAUGUAAAUGUUGGUCUGUCAUGAGAUGGGACAUUUAGUUGUUAGAUGUUCUGUAGCAGUAACUGCCCACAUAUAUGAUCUGAUUGUCGAUAAGCCCCAUCUUUUGCCUUUGACAACCUCGCUGUGAAAGUGCCGCUUUAUGCUACUAAUGUGGGGUGUCAUGUUGCACUGGUGAGUUCUUGGUAGCAAUUUAUCUGGGGCAUCCGGUUCCUCAAUUGCCCUUUGUAAAAUGGAAGCAAUGCAUUGAAAAUUUUGUUAUGAUAGAAAGCAAAGAGACAAA